Messenger RNA from Pelobates cultripes (western spadefoot toad), 26375 nucleotides. Lineage: Eukaryota; Metazoa; Chordata; Amphibia; Anura; Pelobatidae. The record is from the annotation of a GenBank genome assembly.
AUGUGUUCUGGGAAUUGUGCAAAAUGCCUGGGCAUUGCCCUAAUUCCACUAGCCAUUCUGUGUAUACUGGCCAAUACCUUGCUUUUUUUUCCGGGCGGCAAAGUUGCAUCAGACAAUGGACAUAUUUCAGAUGAAGUCUGGUACUUUGGAGGGAUUUUGGGGUCUGGAGUUCUGGUAAGUGUAAAAUAUAAAAUAUAUAAAAUGUGAAAUAUAUUGUAUUAUAAAAGAAAAUUGUAUCAAUAGCAUACAUCACAGGCAACAGAGCAGCACACUAAUGUUUCUGUUGCUGAAUUUAAGGAACUGAACAUCUAUAACUCACGACACAUCUUUAUCAUAUCUGUUAUUUGAUCUGCAUAUUUUUACUGUAACUCAAAUAUACCAUGUGUUAUGAAUUUAAUUAACAACAUGACGGAUAGCAAUUUUUAACUUUUUAAGUAACUGAAGUGGCUGUAACAUCAUAUAAUCCCCUUCCCUCAUGAGAAAAGAAAGUGCAGUGUGUCUUUAUCUUCAUUCUCUCUGCAUUCCCACAUGCGACAAACUCUUUCCCUAUACUAAGCAACAUACUACAUACAUUUUACACCCACCCACCUACCCUGUCCUUAUUUUAAUUUAUUAAUUUUAUUUUAUAGACCAUAUGUCUUAAUCUGUGUGGCGUCAUCCAAUUAUCAAAUAUCCAUUUCACCAUCACUUUAAUUGACAACAUCUAAAAAGCAUUUUCUUUGCUACACUUCAUACUUUGUUUCUCCCCAGCUACGUUUAGUUCCUUUAGAUUGUAAGCUUGUGGGCAAGUCCUACAUACACUAUGUAUAAAAGUGCUACAAACUUUAGAUUAAAGUCCACAAACAGUUGUGCCUAAUUAUAGCUAACUUAAUUUAAUAUUCAAAGAAUCAUGGACUUGGCUCCUUCAAAUUCUAAAUUUUCCUGAAUAGCUAGGUUCAGGAUCAAUUCAGAGUUUCAUAUAUGCCUGAUUUUCUGUACAUUGCAUAUAAUUCAGACAUAUAAGUGUUAUUUUUGCCAUGAAGUGGGUUAGCAUAUUUAGGAUAAUGAUAAAAUGUGCCUCUAAUUUGCUUUUAGUGAUCAAGACAUUUUUUUAAGUAUUAACGGUGAAGUUCAGGAAUGGUUUUCCCUUGAAUUUUAUGGUUUUAGAGUCACAUUUGGGCCUUAGAGAAUUAUAUCAUGAGAGUCAGACAAAUCUCAGACUAUUAAAAUCCCCAUAUUUUAGAGUAUAUUGAGCGGUGGGUGGGAGCCCUAAAUAAUAAUUAAGGGGGGACCUAAUGUCCUCCCCCCUGGCCCCAACCCCUGAGCGGUGGGUGGGGGCCCUAAAUACUAAUAAGGGAGGGGACCUAAUGUCCUCCCCCUGGCCUCCACCCCUGAGCGGCAGGUGGGGGCCCUAAAUACUAAUAAGGGGGGACCUAAUGUCUUCCCCCUGCCCCCCCCGAGUGGCGGGUGGGGGCCCUAAAUACUAAUAGUGGGGGACCUAAUGACCCCUCUGGCCCCCACCCCUGAGCGGCGGGUGUGGGCCCUAAAUACCAAUGGGGGGACCUAUUGUCCUCCCACCCCUGAGCAGUGGGUGGGGGCCCUAAAUAAAAAUUUUACCCCAAAAAAGAAUUAACCCCUACUUACCCCCCUCACCCUAAAAAUAAUGAGGGGGGGGACCUUCUGUUUUCAGCCCCAAAAGAGGCCACAUAAAAUAUCUAUAAUAACCGACGCACUUUGAAAAAAAAAAACGAGUGCAAAAAAAAAUAAUCCAUCUUCACCCAGCGAGGGCGCCGCGCAGACUGAGCUCUGCAGGGUGGGGGAAGGCUUAUAAAGCCUUGCCCCAAUGACACAGAGCACUCUGAUUGGUGGAUUUCAAGCCAACCAAUCAGAGUGCUGUGACAGGUAAAUGUAGAGAUUUACCUGUCAGUCUCUUCAUUUACCUGUCAGAGCACUCUGAUUGGAUGGCUUAAACCCACCAAUCAGAGUGCUCUGAGCCUAAUUGCAGGGCGUGGCAAGGCUUUAGUCUACACGGAGCCCUCGCCGGGUGAAGAUGGAUUUUUUUUUUUUGCGCUCGUUUUGUUUUUGUUUUUUUAAGUGCGUCGGUUAAUAUGGAUUUUGUAUUUGGCCUUUUUUGGGACUCAAAAAAUAAGAUUUUAGAAGAAAGAAAACAUCAAAUGGUAAGUUUUUUUUUUUUUUUUUACAGGUACUUAGUUGAAGGUCCCCCCUCAUUAUUUUUAGGGUGAGGGGGGUAGGUAGGGGUUAAAUUUUUUUGGGGGGGUGACUAGGGGUUUGGGGACCCAUGUCACCUGGGGGGGUAACAUUUUUAUUUAGGGCCCCAACCCGCCGCUCAGGGGUGGGGGCCAAGGGGGAGGACAUUAGGUGUCCCCCCCUUAUUCCAAUUUAGGGCCCUCACCCACCGCUCAGGGGUGGGGGCCAGGGGGGAGGACAUUAGGUCCCCCCCUCUUAUUAGUAUUUAGGGCCCCCACCCCUGAGCGGCAGGUGGGGGCCCUAAAUACUAAUAGUGGGGGACCUAAUGACCUCCCCCCUGGCCCCCACCCCUGAGCGGUGGGUGGGGGCCAGGGCCCCCACCCCUGAGUGGCAGGUGGGGGCCCCAAAUACUAAUAAGAGGGGGGAACCUAAGGGGUGGGGGCCAAGGGAGAGGUCAUUAGGUGUGUCCCUCUCUUAUUAGUAUUUAGGGCCCCCACCUGCUGCUCAGGGGUGGGGGCCAGGGGAGAGGACAUUGGGUCCCCCCCUUAUUCCAAUUUAGGGCCCCCACCCACUGCUCAGGGGUGGGGGCCAGGGGGAGGACAUUAGGUCCCCUCCCUUAUUUAACUGUAUGGCCCUCAUCCACCGCUCAGGGGUGGGGGCCAGGGGGGAGGACAUUAGGUCCCCCCCCUUAUUAGUAUUUAGGGCCCCCACCCACCGCUCAGGGGUGGGGGCCACGGGGCAAUAGGUCCCCACUCGAUUUAAUAGCCCCCACUCGUGCAUCACGGGUGGGGGCUCGGGAGGGGGGACCCUAUUUGUUUUUGUUUUUUUUUAACAGUGAGCAGCCACAGGCCCCUGUUAAAAUUUACUAAUACUUAGUAUUAGUAAAUUUGUCUGAAAGACCAAUUUAGGUCUUUCUGCCUUUUGGUAGAUAACUCCCUAAUACCAUGGGAAUUAGGGAGUUAUCUACUAAGCGGCUGCAAGAGAAGUCCCGAAGUCCCAAAAUGCAGCAGUUCCGAAAUUCCGAAGUUCCGAAAUGUCGAAGUGCUGAAGUGCCGAAGUUUCCGAAGUGUCAAAGUUCAGAAGUGCUGAAGUGCCGAAGUUCCAAAGUGUUAAAGUGCCGAAUUGCCGAAGUCCCGAAUUUCAGAAUGCCGAACCGAACAUUUUCCCCAUGCACAUGCCUACUAUCUGGAUAUAUACUGGAAUGUUUGGCUCUAAACAAGGUCAACAAGUCAAUAAGAACCUUCAUCAAGAACUCGAUGGGUAACUGGAGAACAACUCUAGAAGCAAAAUCAAGUAUAAUUACACAUCAAACAUCAAAUGUGACAUGUACAAAGUCGACACUUUUGUGAAUAGGCCUCAACCUCUUCAGCCAGAUCAUCAUGAAGAGUGGAUACGGAUACAGGUUCAAGAAUUGAGCGACCAUCAGCUACCUCUUCUACAUGGAUGACAUCAAGUCAUAUGUCAAAAGUGAGCGUGACAUCGACUCACUGAUCUGCCAAAGUAGGAUAUACAGCAGGGACAUUGGAAUUGCAAACUGAAGGAGUUGAAGUGCCAGAUAGCAAAAUUAGAGAUGUUAAAAAAUGCUACAAGUACCUGAGAAUACCACAAACAUAUGGUAACCAUAAGGAGGAUGCAAAGAGGAUAGCAACAUCCGAGUACUUCCAGAGAGUCAGACAGGUCCUGAAGUCCCACUUCAAUGGCAAGUACAAGCCUUUCCAUGGAAUGAAUUAUUGAUAUAUAGUGGAUAUGGCUUACAUUAUGAAAUCUUAAUAAUACAGUGGGACCUCAGUUUACAAACGCCUCGGUUAACAUAAUUUUCGGUUUACAAAUAAAAAUAAAUUGAAAAUAAUGCCUCAGUUUACAAUUUUUUUUCGCAAUACAAAGCAGGUUUCCCCAGGAUGCAUUGCACCUGGGAGGUUUAUAGCACAGCCCCCUGCAUGCUGGAGCCUGUGGGUAGCACAUGGUGUUGAGUGUGGAUGUGUUAGAGCGACUUUUGCAUCGAGUUUUGGAGCCAUUCUUGAAAUUGUUUUCAAUUGUUUUGGGACUUUUUGGUGCAUUUUUCAAGCUAUGGAAAGGUAGGGAGCUGAGCUUCAUCGUUUGCAUGCCUUUUAUUGUGUGUUCUGCAUUGUGGGUUGGUUUCUAUGCCAGCUCAUUUUUACUUUUUUCUCACCUCCAGAACAGAUUAAUUCAUUUUCAAUGCAUUCCUAUGGGAAACCGCAUUUCGGUUUCCAAAUGUUUCGCAACACGAAACGUCCCGGAGAACACAUUAAGUUCGUAAACUGAGGUCCCACUGUAGUUGAAAAUUGUAAGACUGAAAGUGAGUCUGAGGCACUAUCCUAGCAGCUCAGGAACUCAGCACCAGAUCACUAGAAGAGACUGUCUACCACACCAGACAAGACUGUAGACUGCACAUAGAGGCCUCAGAGACAAUCCAGAUACUUCCAGACUUUGAGAUUCAGACACUCGUGUGAGACUUCCAGGUGCAAAAAGACAAGCAAGUACUGGCCAACCAACCUGACAUUAUGGUUGUAGAAAGGAAUAGAAAACAGCAGAAGUGGUGGCUAUGGCAAUACCCAGUGACUAUAGGAUUUGGAAGAGCGAACAUGAGAAAAUGGACAAAUACCAGUAACAUUUCAGUAACCGAAGUAGAAGUGGUUGUAUUUUAGCAUGCUUUUAUAUCUCUAUUUUAUAUGACUUAUAUGAUUACCUUUAGGCUCUAUUUAGUCUAGUUGGAAGUUAGCGAAUGUUGUGCCCAUUUACAAGAAAGGUAAUAGGGAGGAGUCGGGCAACUAUAGCCCAGUAAGCCUUACUUCAGUAGUGGGGAAAGUGAUGGAAACCAUAUUAAAGGAUAGGAUUGUUGAACAUCUAAAAACACAUGGAUUUCAAGAUCAGAGACAACAUGGGUUUACUUCAGGGAGAUCAUGCCAAACUAAUCUUAUGAUUUUUUUGAUUGGGUAACUAAAAUUAUAGAUCAGGGUGGUGCAGUAGACAUUGCUUACCUAGAUUUCAGUAAGGCUUUUGACACUGUUGCACAUAGAAGGCUUAUCAAUAAACUGCAAUCUUUAAGUUUGGAUUCCAAUAUUGUUGAAUGGGUAAGGCAGUGGCUGAGUGACAGGCAACAGAGGGUUGUAGUUAAUGGACUAUAUUCGAAGCUUGGACUUGUCACCAGUGGGGUACCUCAGGGAUCUGUACUUGGACCCAUUCUCUUUAAUAUUUUUAUUAGUGAUAUUGCAGAAGGUCUUGAUGGUAAGGUAUGUCUUUUUGCUGAUGAUACUAAGAUAUGUAACAGGGUUGAUGUUCCAGGAGGGAUAAGCCAAAUGACAAAUGAUUUAGGUAAACUUGAAAAAUGGUCAGAAUUGUGGCAACUGACAUUUAAUGUGGAUAAGUGCAAGAUAAUGCAUCUUGGACGUAAAAACCCAAAGGCAGAGUACAGAAUAUUUAAUAGAGUCCUCACCUCAACAAUUGAGGAAGGGGAUUUAGGGGUGAUUAUUUCUGAUGACUUAAAGGUAGGCAGACAAUGUAAUAGAGCAGCAGGAAAUGCUAGCAGAAUGCUUGGUUGUAUAGGGAGAGGUAUUAGCAGUAGAAAGAGGGAAGUGCUCAUGCCAUUGUACAGAACACUGGUGAGACCUCACUUGGAGUAUUGUACACAGUACUGGAGACCGUAUCUUCAGAAGGAUAUUGAUACCUUAGAGAGGGUUCAGAGAAGGGCUACUAAACUGGUUCAUGGAUUGCGGGAUAAAACUUACCAGGAAAGGUUAAAGGAUCUUAACAUGUAUAGCUUGGAGGAAAGACGAGACAGGGGGGAUAUGAUAGAAACAUUUAAAUAUAUAAAGGGAAUCAACACAGUAAAGGAGGAGACUAUAUUUAAAAGAAGAAAAACUACCACAACAAGAGGACAUAGUCUUAAAUUAGAGGGACAAAGGUUUAAAAAUAAUAUCAGGAAGUAUUACUUUACUGAGAGGGUAGUGGAUGCAUGGAAUAGCCUUCCAGCUGAGGUGGUAGAGGUUAACACAGUGAGGGAGUUUAAGCAUGCGUGGGAUAGGCAUAAGGCUAUCCUAACUAUAAGAUAAGACUAGGGGACAAAUUAGAGUAUUUAGAAAAUUGGGCAGACUAGAUGGGCCGAAUGGUUCUUAUCUGCCGUCACAUUCUAUGUUUCUAUGUUUCUAGUUUUCUCCUGGUAUAUUGUAUGUCAUUUAAAUGAACCUUUUAAUCGUUAAGGUAUCAGCCGUGUUACAACUAUGAGGAUCGUUUUUAAGUCCAUCUUACCUUUUUCUCCAUGUGACAUAUUAUUACCCAUCGUGGUUAAGUAGGCUACAGCUUUCAUUGGCAGAGGUUCUAGUCUGUCUUUCUGAUUACCUAUCUUUUCUACCUUAUUACUUGAGAUGACUGAUUCAUAUACCCUUGAGUGUAAAAGCUUAUACAACUUUAGGAUUCGAUUUUCUCGUGUUAUUAGUCACAUUAACCUCUCAUUUCUAGCUGUAGGGAUUAGACGACUAUAAUUAGCCAGGAAACAUUAUAUUCCGGACACAUUUUCUGUCCUUUGCUGCAUUUCUUCUCACAUUUGGAGUGCUUUAGAAAUGUUAUUAAGGAGUCAAUAUAUUUCUUUAUACCAUUCAUUUUAUUGAUCAACUUUACACUAUUUGCUCUUUAGCUCGUAAGGGUGAAUUUAGAGGUGAAUUGUAUUUGCUUUGAAAACUCACUCUGUUCACUAAGAGUUUGGUGUUCAAAUAGAAUAAUUCACCUCUGUGAGAUUUUCUCUGUGGCCUAUAUUCUUUAAUAAAACCAUUUCUGAAAAAUUCCAUAUCAAGAUUAUUAGCUGCAGCUCUCUGAGCUGUUGAAACAGGAACAAUUUGUUACUGUACAAAUAUGAAUGUGGGAAUUAUGUACAUUUUUUGUUUCAUAAUUAUUUCAGUACCAAUAUGUAGAUUUCACUAGGCUUGAUUGUACUUCGAAUGCUCAAAGCUCCAGUGUAUUCAUACUCUUCUGUCACUUGCCUGCUCAGUCCCCCAAUUUAUGUAGAUCUUUUUCUAGGAAAGUUAUAUCACGUUCAGACUAUAUUACUUUACGUAGUUAUCUGUAAUCUGCAAACAUUACUUUCUAUGUCCACUUCGAAAUUAUUUAUAAUCAGAUUAAAGAGGGUUAGUUCUAGUCUUAAUGUUAGGGUUAGUGUAGGGGUUAAUGGCUAGUGUUAGGGUUCUGUAGGGGUGAAUUGUUUGUGUAGUGUAGGGAUAAAGCAAACAUUUAGGUACCAUAACCACAUCAAUGGAUUGAAGUUACUAUAGUGCCUGGAUGUUGCUGAUGCCGGGUACUGCAUCACUACUACACAGUUUACUCACAGUCACCAGCAGUCUGAACCGUGAACUCCAAUGAAGAUAUGGUAGAGGUGGAAUUAAACAAUCCACCUUGCACCCUGCCAAUUCAUACCUGGGAUUGCGGCAGGGAUUGUUUCAAGGAAAUUCUACUAAAUUGUGAGUACACGUUUAGUUAUGAUGUGGGACCCAGUACACAUGGACUCCAGGCAUUAUGAUCACUACAAUCCAUUAAAGUGGUUAUUCUACCCACAGUGUUCCUUUAAUAUUUAGUGUUAGCACAGUGUAUGGGAUAAUGUUUAGUUAUGGUGUAGUGUAGGGGUUAAAGUUUGAUGAUAGUAUUAUUAUUAUAAUGGGUAUUUUCUUUUUGUUGCCUUUUCUUUCCCUGAACUUAAAAGCUAAAAUUUCGCCUUUUUAGUUACAUUUUGUUUUAUAUGAAGUUAAUUUUUGUUAUUGAUUUGUUAACAUGCUAAAUACAUUUUGGAAAGGUUUCCAGGAAAUAAUCCUUAAUCCGUGUGUAUGCAAUUUAUGGCGCUUAACAUGUAAAAUACAGAACUAGUUUUUGAUGACCUUUUGAUGAGUUAACUCUGGACACAUUUUAGAAGCCAUGAUUAGAAAAUAUAUUUAGUGGACAUGGUUAUUGGGAAUGGGCAGAGGGCAUAGUUAGGGGGAUGGAUAGAUCGCAUGCUUAGAGAAUAUGGAGGGCAUUUUUAGAGGUGAUGGUUGAGGGAUGUUUAGAGGGAACGGUUAGAGGUCGGAGGAAUGUUUAUAAGGUAUAGUUAGAGGGCAUGGUUAGGGUAAAUGGUUAGAGAGCAUGGUUAUAUGAUAUUAUUAGAGGGAAUGGUGAGUGAGCAUGGAGGUCAUGUUUUUGUAGAAUAGUUAGAGGGCAUGGUUAGUGAGGAUGGUUCGAUGGCAUGGUUAGAGGAAUGGUAAGAAGGCUUAGUUAGAGGACAUGUUUUGGGGGAGAGAGGGCAUGGUUAGGGUGUUUGGUAAGAUGGCUAGAUGGCAUAGUUUCGGGGGAUGAUUAAAGGGCAUGGCUUUGGGGAAUUGUAAGAGAAAUUACUUCUCUUACUUCUUCAUGAAGUUUUUCUUUAAAUGCUCAUUAUCUUUUUUAUGGCUCUCCUUUUUUAUUGGUUUCUCUUUUUCACCCAGUAUCUUGAUGGAUCUACUGUCAGCAAUGUACAGAGUCCCAAAAUGCAAAUCUAUGACUGCAGGAAAAAAAUAAUGAAUUACCGGUCCUUAGAGGUGGCUGGGUUUAAUGUAUAAGACAGAUAUAGAAUAGUCAAUAAACUAAUCAAAGGACUACAGACAUAAGAACAAGCCAAGCUCAAGACAGGAAAGUCAAAAUACAAGCCACGGUCAAAACCAGAUAAAUCAGAAACACACAGGAAAGCACUUAGAGAAGUAUCACUGGAUUAUUUUUUACGCCAGUGUAAUGCAUGGCUUGGAUUCAGAGAAGAACUUGUGUCGAUUUAGGUGUGUGUAGUUUUAUUAUCUUGUUGCUGGUGACGGAAUCCUUUGUCUAUCUUGGCAUGUGAAUUGCCCAUGGUGUUGGUAGAAUGUCACUGGAUAGGGAUCCUGCGUCAAUAUUGAUACAGAAAUGGUGCACAGUACUGUUUGCCAACAACACCAUCUAGAGGUGGGAACCCUGACAUCUAUCUCUUAUUUUAAUAUUAAUCUCCCAUCUUUCUGCAUCAUUAAAAUGUCUUGAAUACUCUUUAUAUUUUCUCACUGCUUUCCCUACCUCUCUUCCAUUCCUCUCCACACCACAGUUGAUGGUCUGUUUAUCUCUAUUCAUUGAUCUCUCUUUUACCCUCUCUUUAGACCUCCCCUUAGUCUUUACAGUCUCUCAUUCUCUCUUUUUUUUCUUCGAAUUCCCUAUAGAUUUUCAAUAUAAAGCCUACAGAGACAAGAUAUGAAUGGUGUGUAUUUCUAGGUUUACAUUUUUAGGUUAUCAUUAUUAUGAAGCCUGUGCCAGGUUAUUGAAUCUUUUUUUCUUUUUCUUUUUUAAUAUUUAAUUCCAAAUCAGCAUUCAUUUAUUUUUAAAAGAAUCUAAAUAAAAGCAGGGCAUAAAAUGUAGAGUCUUACAUUACUAGGCAGGCUUUAAGGCUACUCACCACUGCACACCUGGAGGGGUUAUGGAGCUUUGAUCAGGGGUGGUGAAUGUUUACUCUCUAGGGCGGAAUGUUCACUAACCAAUGGCUAGAAGGUUCGCUCCAUUGUGAGCCUGCAUUACUGUGAUUCUCUGUUCUGGGGCAGAACUACUCCUUUUGCACUUUGCUAGGAAAGGGCUGGGAAUGUCAAUACAGAUACAUAAUCAAAUUAGGAACUUAAUUAUUUAUUAUAACAUAAUAAUUGAUGCUGACAAUUUCACCUCUUAUGUAAAAACUAAACUAUCUGUUAUAACAAGAAAAUAAGAGUUCCUGGAUAUAGACUCUACUGAUGAGGUAAAAACAUACACAAAUGUGUAAAAAUGCUAAUUCAACUGAUAAGGAGCUUGUAUGCAAACCAUGUAUAACAGGAGUCCUAUAUGCUCCUCAGUUGCUUGGGUGGUAUACUGUUGGCCAUCAGCUAACGAGGAGUUUACAUGUGUCUAUAUACUGAAAACCCUAACAACGUCUGCAUAAAUAGUACACUUACAGUAGUUAUAUUUAACUAUGAUAUGUAUUCAUUCUUUAUACCAUCAUUUAAGUGGUUCUUUUCUUACUUGAUUUACUUCACUUUAUUUACUUAUAUCACUUAGAGAAUGUGAAAAAAUAGGCUUGUCCUUUCUUAUGCUCAUGUGAUUGUGUCUCACUUCACAGAUGAUCUUUCCAGCUCUGGUGUUUCUUGGUCUGAAAAAUAAUGACUGCUGUGGAUGUUGUGGGAAUGAAAACUGUGGGAAGAGAUUUGCUGUAAGUAAAAGAUAUUGCCAAGUAUUGUAUAUGAUAAUUACAUUUCGCAUUUUUGGGGGAUGUCUGAUUAUAUUUUAGUGAUGGUUCUGCUACACUCUGUUUAGUGUGUGCUAGAACCAUGAUCUUCAAACAGCCAGUAUGCAAUAGGUUUUACCAGACAAUUGACACCUUAAAGGACCACUCUAGGCACCCAGACCACUUCAGCUUAAUGAAGUGGUCUGGGUGCCAGGUCCAGCUAGGGUUAACCCAUUUUUUCAUAAACAUAGCAGUUUCAGAGAAACUGCUAUGUUUAUGAAUGGGUUAAGCCUUCCCCUAUUUCCUCUAGCGGCUGUCUCAUUGACAGCCGCUAGAGGCGCUUGCGUGCUACUCACUGUGAUUUUCACAGUGAGAGCACGCCAGCGUCCAUAGGAAAGCAUUAUGAAUGCUUUCCUAUGUGACCGGCUGAAUGCGCGCGCAGCUCUUGCCGCGCGUGCGCAUUCAGCUGACGGGGAGGAGAGAAGGAGGAUCGGAGGAGGAGAGCUCUCCGCCCAGCGCUGGAAAAAGGUAAGUUUAAACCCCUUUCCCCCUUCCAGAGCCGGGCGGGAGGGGGACCUUGAGGGUGGGGGCACCCUCAGGGCACUAUAGUGCCAGGAAAACAAGUAUGUUUUCCUGGCACUAUAGUGGUCCUUUAAUCCACUAAUAGUUUAAUGAUCAGACACAACAUUAAAACUACUGCCAGAUCAAGUGUAUAAUAUUAAUUAUAUCAUUACAAUGGCAUCUGUCAGGGGGUGGGCUAUUUUAGGCAGCUAACAUGUUGGAAGCAGGACAAAUUGGCAGGCAAAAAGAUCUGAGUGAUCUUAACAAGGACAAAAUAAUGAUGGCUAGAUGACUGGAUCAGAGCAUCUCCAAAACAGCAAGUUUUAUGGGAUGUUCCCGAAACGCACUGGUUAGUACCUACAUAAAGUGUUGCAAGGAAGAUUUAUCAGUGAACCGGCAUCAGGGUCAUGUGCAUCCAAGGGCCAUUUAUGCACCAGAAUAGCAAAGGCUAGCCUGUCUGGUCCCAUCACACAGAAGACCUACUGUAGCUCAAAUUAAUGAAAAACUGAAUGCUGGCCAUGAUAGAAAAGAUCAGAACACAAAGUGCAUCGCAGUUUGCUGCAGACCGAUCCGAGUGCCCACGAUGACUCCUGUCCACCGCCAAAAAGUCCUUCAAUGAGGACUUAAGCAUCAGAACUGGACCAUAGAGCAAUGGAAGAAGAUUGUCCAGUCUGAUGAAUCACGUUUUCAUUUUAGAUCGGGUGGAUGGCCAGGUAAGCAUGUGCCGUUUACCUGUGGAAGAGAUGCAUCAGGAUGCACAAUGGGAAAAAGACAGGUUGGUGGAGGCAGACUUAUGCUCUGGGAAAUGUUCUGUUGGGAAACCUUGGGUCCUGGCAUUAAUGUGGAUUUUACUUUGACAUGUACCAGCUACCUGGAGAUUUCUGCAGACUACGUACACUGCUUCAGGACGAUGGUGUUCACAGAUGGCAGUGGCCUCUUUCAGCAAGAUAAUGCACCAUACCACACUGCAAACAUUGUUCAGGAAUGGUUUGAAAAACAUGACAAAGAGUUAAACGUGUCACUUGGACCUCUUAAUUCCUUAUAUCUCAAUCCAAUUCAUCAUAUGUGGGAUGAGCUAGAACAACAAAUCCGAGACUCCAUCUCACUACUUGCAGGACUUAAACACAUUCUACAUACAUAAAGCACUUUAGCUGUUUGGAGAGUUCCUUUAGCAGAGUUUACUCAAUGGUGGGCUUCAAAUGUGGAUGUCUAAAACAUAGUUGCAUGGACUUCAGUUGCAUGGACUUAAAUCUUAUCCAGCAGCUGACUAAUUCUGUAAUCCAGUAAACAGAAAUCUUCAUUAACCGUGUGCCUCCAGCAGUGGUUGGAUUGCAACACCCAUCAUGUUCAGUUAGCUAAAUUUGCAUACUAGUAUAGGCACACUAAGUCUAAAGUAUUUGUUAUCCCUUUUUGAGUUCAAAGUUUCUUUAAAGUGUUCUGUGCUCUCUCUUCUUCUUGCAGAUGUUUUCUUCUUUAUUAUUUGCAGCCAUUGGAUUUGUUGGUGCUGGCUACAGCUUUAUAAUUGCAGUAGUUGGAAUUCAUAAAGGUCCAAAAUGUGACAUUGGAUAUGGAAACUGGACAUAUGCUUUCAAUGACGGGUAUGUGAUUUGAUGGUUUUUUUAUAGCUUAACCUGUGUUUAGAAAUCACUAUCCUAUUAAAAAAAAAAAAAAAGACCAAUUUGUGGCUCCUUAGUUGAACUACAACCAGGUUAUUGUGAAAAAUAUUUAAAUUACUUUAUAUUAUUAUUAUUAAUAUAUUGAUUUUUUUCUGUAUAUAUGAUAUAUGCGUUAGUGCUCUAAUAUACUGAGAAAGUAAUUUAAAGCGUUUAAAAAUGUUAAAUCAUUUGGAAAGCUUACAAUACCACAAUAUUAAACUGACAUCAAAGUUUUAUCUGUACAGAUUCAUAAAUGUUUAGAUAAUUUUCAAAGCAUGUAAAGUAAAAUUUAAGAAGAUCAUCCAUAAAUAGCAUUUCAUUUAAUCCAAAUGGCAAUUUUUACAAAUUUGGGACAAUCGGAUGUUUGGACAAAAUUUCUAUCUCCAAAGUUCCUUGCAAGAGUGCAACCGAAAAAACGAUGGACGAGCAUGUUGGGUUGCUUCAGGAUUUGGAGUUAGUUUGACAACACAAAGUUGCCCGAUGAUGUGGUCUACAUCUCCUGUCCAAUCAAGAAGUCGAAAAAUAGAUCACUGAUGGUUAGGGGGCAGCCAUUUAAUGUUGAUGUUAUUCACAGAUCAAGUUAGAAGUGACAAAUAGAGGGGGGGAAGAAAGGACAGACUAUUUAUUACACUGGCUGUGCUUGUGUGGGAACGGGAGAUAAACUUGUCAUUUAUCCUGAUUGGAUUUAGGUUACUGCUGUAUUUACUUAGCUACUGCAAGUUUCUAUUACAACAACUUUGAGUGAGAGAUAGCCUAGGUCAUUGAUCCUAGUGUGAGACUGGUUAGGUUUAGAUUACUGUUGUUCCAAUCUAUGUACUGAUAGUUUCACGUUUGAUAACUUUUAGUAGAAGAAAGCCUGGGUCCUUGAUCUUACUGUUAGUCUGGCUUAGCUACUGCUAUGACUAGCAAGUGCCAGAUGCACAGUGAAAUUUACGCAAACAUCAAGUUUAUAACACUGUUUAAUAACACUGUAAUUAUUCCUAUUGUGAGACUGGUGGUUAGGUUACUGUUGUAACUAGCCACUGCUACUUACACCAAUUUUAAUUCACUGAUUUUGAGUUUGGCAGUUCUUUUUUUCUUAACUGUUUGUAGAAAGAAUUAUUUUUGUUUAGAGUGUGUUUAGUCCAGUCUACGCUGUGCAAGUGUGUAAGCACUGUGCAGUGCAUGGUGUGCUGUGUAUUAUGUAGUGUUUCUUUAACGAAAAUGUAAUCAUGCACUCAAACUCCCACUUUACUCCUGAGCAACAUUAAUGGCCAAAGUAUUCAUCAGUCAAAUAUACUUAAAACAAAAACAGAGAUAACUUAUUUUUUUUUAGUGUUUCUUGAAGCCAAAGACAAUAAUGUUACAAUGCUAGUAAAUCCAACAAGCAGCAACUAAUUUUUCAACACAAACAUCUAUUUGGGAUUGGAAAGUUGCAUUACUUUACACAACACACAAUAAACAUUUAUAUCCCAAUAUAUGUUAAUAAUAAUAAAAAUAAACCCACCAUUAUCAAUGUUAUGUCAUAAUCCCAAGAAGAAAUUGAGGGAGGAUACAGGUCAUGUUCCCCAAUCACAAAAACAGCAGCAGUUCCAGGGCUAAUUAGAGUCUUAACACGUUUUCCUCAUCCACAAAGAGUGUGAUACCUCUGCCACUGCAGCCACUACCACCACUGCCACCACCACUAUUAGUAGUAUUCAGCAUUAGGUUAGUGGGAAUAACAUAACAAUAGGUUUAAAAAAAGGUAAAAAAUUAAGAAAAAAAAUGCUCCAAUCACCUAGUGUAGGUCACCCAAACCACACAAAAUACAGUACUUAAAAGUGAAUAAAAAGUUGGUGAGAGCACACUAAAAAUGCAUGAAAUACCACACAUGCAAUUUACCAUCAAAUAGGAUAAAACCUAAAGAAACAAAUCAUAGUGACAUCUGCAUAGAAUACUUUAAAACAGAUUAAAACAAAUUGUCCCACUCACGUGGUACUGAGCCAUUUGUAUCUUGGGAUAUAUAUAGUUGGUUGCUGAGAUCAAGUACUGGAAUCGGGUACUGGAAUAUUCCACUGGAUUCUAAAAUUUGCAAGGAAACGAGCAGAGGAAAGAGACCACUGCUAGCAGGGAAUGCUCUGAAACAAAAAAGGAUAAAUGGCAAAGGAACCAUUCCUGUGCAAAAUUUAUCCUUUUUUGUUUCAGACUGACAUAUCUAACCAGAUUAAACAUUUAUUGACUGAUGGGUAAAUUGUGCCCUUAUUCCAGUUUUCUAUUAUCCUACAUGGUAUUCAACAGUCAGAGUAUUGAAGAGUCCACCUCUUUUGAAGUUGACAGUUGCCAUCCACCCUUCCUGUGUACCCCUGCCAUUGACAGCAAGGACAGUGUACUUAUUGUCGUCUCUAGCCAGAAUUACUGAUACUGGGCUAGCAUUAUCAAUAUUUGCAUAUCUGGUAACGAUGGAAAAGAUGAAAGUCCAUCAGAUUCAACCUUUGAUAAUUGGCUGAAAGAAAAGCAAACAAAAAGCUAUUUAAAAUCCAUCCCAAUGUUGACUGUAGGAAAAUCCGACUCCUGUCCACCUGCAUUAAAAUUAGUCUUAAUUGGAUAAUUCCAUUGCUAUUCAUUGAUAUAUUAGAUUUGUCUUUUGAUGCUGUGCAUGCUAAUUAUGCAGAGUAGCCCAGCAGGGAACCUGGGGUCAGUAUUUUUAUAACGACACACAAAAUGCAGACAGUUUUUAAUUACGAUGUUUUUAACACAAAAAAUGUCUUGACAUGUAAAGUCCAGCUUUUUUGGUUUGCCUUCAAUUAAUUCAGUUACAAAGAUUUUUUUUUCAAUUGUUUUUACUUUUUUUCUCUAAUCUCAGGUAUCUUCUAUUAUUAAAUUAUGUUUCCUUCCAUCCAAAUUUUGACACACUUCCUUUCAGACUAAAAACAUUGGGUUUGUUUUGUCUGUUUGCAUUUAUUAUUUAGGAACAAUUAAUGUUUGUUGUGCUUGUUCACCAACAAUAAAUGCUAUGAACACACAAUUCUAUACACGACUGAACAGAACAUAGGAAGAUUUACUGUUUCUGCAGUAAAAUUAUGUCAUACAAGUCCAUGUAUGACAGUACGUCCUCUGUCCUAUUAUUGAUUAAUGCUUGGCACAGGAUUUACACUAAAGUGUGAAAUGUCUAGAAAUCAAAGUGAAUUAAAAAUUCAAAUAAUUUCCAAAAUAGACAAGUUGAAAACAUAGCUGAUUCUUUUUUUUUUUUUUAUCAUUGAGUGAUUUUGGCCUAAAUUAAUUCCUGACAAUUCACAAUUUAGUAUUUGAACCUGUGAUUUUUAAGGCCUUGUGAUGUAAAUACUUAUGUCAGUGUUAAUGUAUUGAACUUAAAGAGUAUGUCUCUAUGAAAUGCAGCCCAUACCGAUAUUAACCCCUUAGCUGAUGUGUCUGGUGAAGCAGGAUGUCAGUGGAUGGGGUAAAAGGGUGGGCCACUGAUGUAAAUCAUGUAACAAGAACAGCACAAAGGGUCAAACAUGUCCAAAAAGGCAGCACAUCAGGCUGCCUGCCAAUCAUGCAGGAUGACCAACCAAGGGCAUACUGUGCAGACAGCACCCUGAACUUGGCAUAAAUGCAUCUAAUGAUGCGCUAGCUCUAAGCUUUUUAAGGACUGUCCCCUAGCACUCUCUAGUCCACUCCUCUCCUACCCUUCUUACUAGCAAGCAGAAGCUCCUGUUAUAUGGUCUGGGACAGAGGAAAUGUGUAUGUAGUGAGUGUAGAGGAAAGGGGACAUGCCACAGUGUUACAGAGACAAAAGCAGCAAGAGCCUUUGCUUAGUGCGCAAAGUCAAUUUUAAUUAAUUGAAUUGUCAGCCAGUCCACACCAGUUUUAAAACCUGUGCUAUAGACCAGGAAGUGCCCUCUAGUGGCUGUCUAGUAGACAGCCACUAGAGGAGGAGUUAACCCUGCAAUGUAAUUAUUGCAGUUUAUGAAAACUGCAAUAUUUACAGUUGCAGGAUUAAGGGUAGUGGGAGUUGGCACCCAGACCACUCCAGACCACUCCAGUGGGCAGAAGUGGUCUGGGUGCCUGGAGUGUCCCUUUAAACUAGAGCAUGUGAAGAGUAGUAAAAAAAAAAAAAAUAUAUAUAUAUAUAUAUAUAUAUAUACACACAACUUUUUAAAUCAAUUGACCUGGACCUCCAGCUCCAUCAGCCCCUAUGUUAAUCCGGCCCUGAGUUUCAUGCUUUAUUAUUUUUUUGUUUUACAUUUUGGGAGGAUCAGCCACCUCACAAAGGAUUAAUACGAAAACAGUUUUUUUGGUUAGAGUAACCGUUUAAGUCUGUUGACUAACUUGGGCUAUGUAUACUGCUGGUGUGAAUAUAUAACUUUUAAAUAUUAAUGCAGAUCCACUUACUUUUCUAUAAGUCUCCAUCAUGCUAAUGUUUUGUUAACAUAUGUGGCUUGUUUAGGGGUUAGUUUGAGAUUAGUAAUGUUUUAAUCAAAUGUAUGACUUGGCCCUUACUCACUGUGAAUAGCUUUUAUAGUUUUAUAUCUAAGAAGACUGCAAAGCCACAGUAACUGAAGAUUAUUAGGCUAAAGAUAAACAGUGUGGUAGUACAGAUUGCAAUUUCUAAACUUCUUAAAUCUUGGCAUACGUCAAUCAAAUUUUUUAUUGAGUGAUACAGAGACAUUACAAGCAAAAGAAAACAGUGUACAAUAACCUCUGAGCAAAUAUAUGAACAAGAAUGUAGAAGUUAGUGUACGGCUCAUUUGCCACUCAUUUUUUAAAAUAACAGCAGAAGGUAAAAUAACAGACAUGCAAAGUGCAAGGGCUCAGGCAUUAAAUCCAUAAACUAUGUUCCUCAGUAUGCACUGUGAGAGAAUAUAUAGGCAAUAGGUUAUAAACAAAGCAACUCUACUCUACUAAACUAAGUCAAUAUCUAGGUAAACAUUAAGAGAGUGGUGGACUGCAAGAAAAUACAAUAUAUACAAUGUAUAUAAGCACUGGGUUGCUCGAUUACAGUGCAGCAUAUAAGAACAAACAGAAAUAAAAUUAAUAGGAACGCACUUCAGGCCCAUAUCAUUAUAACACAUUACAUCAUCAUCAGUUGCAGUGAAUGUGCACUUUGCUCACAGGACUGCUCAGCCAAUGUCUGUGGAUGGGAGGCUACGGGCACAACACUGCUUGAGUCCACCCAGUCAUGGAUGGGCACACCACCAGCUCCAAAUGCCAAUAUGAUCCUGCUUUGUGCCUCUAUGAAGUCAGCAAUGACCAGUUUCUUGAACAGGCGUUCGGCCUCACUGAGCGGGACCCCGUGACUAAGCGGAUUGAGUGUGCAGAUUAGGCCUCCUCCAGAGCGCCGAUGUGAAGAUAAAUGUAGGUUGCGCCCCCAGCAGCUCCCGUGCUCUUCUUUCCACCGCCUGUGCCAUGCACAAGGCCACAAUGGGAACCUCACUGGGACACAUCCUCCAAGGGACUUGAUCUGGACUGCCAUGCCCUGACACAUAGGUAUAGUAUUCACUUUUUCACUUUGCGAUUACUGAUCUUGUUCAAGAAUAUGUGUCGGGAUCCCGCGGGCGGCUGCGAGAGGAGGCUGCACUCCGCUCGCGGUACUCACCCUCCAGCCGCGGUCCCCUCCUCCUCGUGGGCUCAGCGAGCGGCAUCCUUCCAGCCUCGGAUGCCGCCCGCCGUUUCCUCCACGUCCCCCAGCGGCAGCAUACAUGACGCUGCAUGCUGGGAGACCGCCCAAGUUAGUACACGCCGGGGUCAGUCACCUGACCCGGCGUUAAAGGCACAGUGUCUCAAUCACAGUGGGAGGUCUAGAUAUCUCCCACGUGUGAUUGUUAAUUCUGAUUGGAAAUUAUCCAAUCAGAAUUAACCUUAUGGUUUAAAUACUUACCUUUCCUGUUCCUCCCUGCCCUGUUGAGGUCUUUGCUUACUUGUAUUGCUACUUACCUUGUGUUUCUGGUUAGGUACUCUCUGGCUUGUUUAUCUGACGCUGUGACUUUCUCCUACCCUUUGACCUCGGCUCGUUUCACGUUAUUCUGUCUUCUGGUUCCCCUUACUCGGCUUGUCUCCUGACUAUUCUGUGUGUGCUUAGCCCGGCCACUCUAAGGUCCGGUACGGCCCCUUUUCUGUGUGUGUGUGUGCCAGCGUGUUGGGUUCCCCGAAUCGUGACAAUAUGGAGCACAGGUCCCCCUCUGUCAGUCCUUACAUUGGCUUCCAGUUAGAUAUAGGGCUCAAUUUAACAUUCUGGUGCUUGCUUACAAGUUCCAACAUAAUGCUGCUCCAACCUACCUAUUCUCCCUAAUACACAAGUAUGUCCCGUAGAGGCCCCUGUGCUCUGCCAAUGACCUACAUCUAUCCUCUGUCCGUACUCCCACAUCUGAUGCUCGCCUCCAAGACUUCUCCAGGGAGGCACCUUUUCUGUGGAACUCCCUUCCCUUCUCCGUUAGACUUUCACUUAGUCUCCAGUCCUUCAAAAAAUCUUUGAAAACACAGCUCUUCAGGAGAGCAUAUCAUUUGAAACUGUUAGCGGGUUUUUAUUUUCCCCCACCCCCCCAUGACUCCUCUCCUGCAACUGUAAAAAAUAACUUAAGGUUUUCUAUCAACCUAUUUCAUGACCCCUACUUAUACCCUUUGUGUCACUAUACUCCACUCCCUCUAGCAUGCAAGCUCAUUGAGCAGGGCCCUCAACCCCUCUGUUCCUGUGCGUCCAUUUGUCUGGUUACAAUUACGCGUCUGUUAGUCCACCAAUUGUACAGCGCUAUGGAAUUUGCUGGCGCUAUAUAAAUAAUAAAAUAAUAAUAAUAAUAAUAAUAUACGUGGAUCCAGCUUGGCAGGUAUAAGUAGACAGGCACUUGGCAGGGCACACCAUUGGGGACCGGGAUAACCCUGCCAGUCCAAAGGAUGGGGGAGAGGGCCCAAGUUAGACUGGUACCAAUCUAGGGCAGAGGAUCGGCUGCAUUCUCUGCCCCAGAUGUCACCAUAGGCCUCAAGAAAGCCCGAUAAGGUCAGCAGCUGCCAGUACAAGUAAGGCUCAGGCUCUUCACUCGGCAGAGUAGUCCUCUAUUAAUAUAGUGAUUUUUAAGGCUAAGAAAGAAUGAUUUUGCAGAUUAAUCAGCAAUAUUCCAAGCUAAAACUGAGGAGUUUCAGCCAUUUGCGACCUACUCGGUUGGCUGUCAGGCUCUGCCCCCUAAAUCUAGGUAUAUGUAUAACUUUUAGAAAAUAUAUAAAACCUCUGAUAUUUAUCCUGACAGUACAAUAUAAUUUGCUUUAAUAAAACUUUCCAAUAGAGCCAAUACCUCACAAUAUAACACACUGUCACUUUAAAUAACAUCCAUUAAACAUCACCUAACGUUCCACAUUUAAAAAUGUAAAUAAUUGAAAUAGGCAGACAAGAUAAGAAAUUCUGCGUGGGCACGCGUCCACAGGUUUGCCAUCAAUGCAGAGUAGGCACCUGCCUGCCCAAAACCGCAGGCGCCUACUCUGCUUCCGUGUUGGGAGGCAGGGGGAGUGAUCUGUGAAGCAGCUCUCCUGUCCUCCCGCGAGCAAUCAGUAUGGAGCGUUGCCACGCGUUACCACGCGUUACCAAGGCAACGCUCCACACAGCAUCACGCAGGAGGACAGGAGAGCAGCUUCACAGAUGACUCCCACUGCCUCCCGACCUAGAAGCAGUACUUACCACCACCGGACCACCAGGGAUGGCUGUGUCCCCCCUCCUUCAUUAAAGGUAAGAAAGGGGGGGAUACUGAUUAAGCAUAUUUUUUUUUAAAACUCCUUUACCCCCCACACGCCCUACCCCCCCACACAGCACCCAUACCCCCCACAGCACCCCUAUCCUAUGUACCCCCCACACACAGCACCCCAACCCCCACACACACAUCCCUACCCCACACACAGCACCCUGUACCCCCACACACAGUACCCCUUUCCUCCCACACACACACACACACAGCACCCCCUACUCCUCACACACAGCACCCCUACCCCUACACACAGCACCCUGUACCCCCACACACACAGUACCCCCACACACAGCACCCCUACCCCCCACACACACACACAGCACCCCCUACCCCCACACACACACAGCACCUCUAACUCCCCUUACACACACACACAGCACCCCCUACCCCUACACACACACAGCACCCCUACCCCACACACACAGCACCCCUACCCUAACAAAUACACACACAUACACAGCACCCCUACCUCCCUACAAACACACACACAGUACCCCUACCACACACACACACUCUACCCCAACACAGCAGCACUCUACCUCUUACACAGCACCCCUCAAGCACCUUGGCUACAGGCACCCCACCCUCCCAGCACCCCUACCCCCACACACCCAGCAUCCCUCCCUCCCCACACCCGCUGUAUUCCCCACGUGAUCACCCCUACUCCCACACACAUCACUCCCACCCCACACACAGCACCCCCUACCCCCACACACACAGCACCCCUACCCCAACACAGCACACAUACAGCACCCCUACCCCCACAAACACAUACAGUACUCCUACCCCAAAUAUAGCAACCCUACCCCCACACAGCACCCCCCUGCCACCCACACAGCACCCUCCCACCUCCCAGCACCCCUACCCCCACACCUGUGCAUCCUCCCCUCUCCCCUACACUCAAGCAGUACCCCCACGCAUCACCCCUACCCCCACACACAUCACCCCAACCCCCCACACAGCACCUCUACCCCCCCUACACAUUGUGCACCCCUACCCCUCACACAUACAUAGUACCCCCAUACACACACACACCCUCACACACACACACAGCACCCUCAUACACACACACACAGCACCCCUCACACACACAUACAGUACCCCUCAUACACACACACACCCCUCACACACACACACAGCACCCCACAUACACACACAGCACCCCUCAUACACACACACACACACACACACACCUCACACAUACACAGCACCCCACACACACACACAGCAACCCUCAGACACACAGCACCCCUCCCACACACACAGCACCCCACACAAAAAAACACAUACACUGCACCCCUCAAUGCAGUAUGUGUUUGUAUUCAGCAGUCUGUGUGUGUAUGUAUUCAGCAGUCUCUCUGUGUGUGUGUGUGUGUGUGUGUGUGUGUGUGUAUUCAGCAGUCUGUGUGUGUGCGUGUAUUCAGCAGUCUGUUUGUUUGUAUUCAGUAGUGUGUGUAUUCAGCGGACUGUAUGUGUAUGUAUUCAGCAGUCUGUGUGUGUAUUCAUUAGUCUGUUUUCAGCAGUCUGUGUGUGUAUGUAUUGCAUUUGUGGGAGAUACUAAUAAAUAUAAGCUUAAUUUUAUCUAUUUAUAUCAUUAUUUAAAAUUUGUAUCAUUGAACUCUCUGUUGUUGUGUUCUUUUAAAACAAAAGUUGUUCAUUAGUUCGGACAACAGUACGAGUUGUUUUUUCUAAAAUUAAACCUCAGUAUUCAGGUUUAAUUGCCGUGUUGGCACUUUAAGUAAAAAAGUUGGCAUGUAUUGCGUUUUGGGCACUCGGGCUCAAAAAAGUUCGCCCUCACUGAGCUAAACAAACCAUAAAGCAACAGUACCAUAUAUGUGCUUGAAAGCCUGCGGGGUGUAGCAAGGUCAAUUUAUAAAAGUUUUACUUUCUAUUGAAAUCUAUGCUUUUUUUGUAAUAUGAUAAAAAGAGGACACACUCUCCACAUGUAAAGUACUUCAGCAAGAUAAAGUGCUUUAGGGGACUGCAGUGACCCUUUAAUGUAUCUAAUUGCAAUUUCUAGUUCUAGUUCUAAGUCUAGUUUGUACUUGGUGACAGUGUAGCCAGUUUAGUAAACAUCCCCAGCUAAUACGUCUUACAUCUGAGAAAUAUAGAGAUAUAGAUAGAAUGUUCCAAUUCUAAUUUUUGCUUGCCUGCUAUAUAAUGCAACUUGUGCUAACUGGUUUAUACGAAGCUUGGCUGCAAUAUAACUAAACACAAACAUAUCCAGUGAUAAGUAUUCAACAUUUUGGAUUAUAAUUCUUUAAUUGGCCAGCUUCAUAUUGCUUCAAGCAUGUUCCGGAGAAAAGAUAAUGUCAGGCACUCCCUUAGUCUGUAAUUUAGCCUUCUGUACAAUCAAUACCUGUCUUGCCUCCAUCUGCUCUCAUCUUGAGAUUAGAUUGGGACAAUUUUUCUGCCAUGAUUAAUACCUACAAUGGCAGCUGUGUAAAACACAAUCAUUAUUACGUCUUGAUUCAAACCACAAUUUUCUUUUACUUUUAAACUACAGUUAGGCUGCCCAUUUAUUCCUGUGACUAGGAGUUCUCACGAUAUUAUGAUGUUAUUAUUUACCAUUUCUGCUGUUAAAAUUUAUCCCCUUCUGCUUUUGGUUCAAUUAAUUAUUACCUUUAAUGGUAUAAUUGAGUUAUCAUAUCUAGUGCAAACAUUACUCAGUGGCUAUUCAGUCAUUCUCUCCAAACAACAUCUUUGUCAUAUGAUUAGGGCACUGCCCUAUAUUAUCACAUCUGUUCAACUUAAAUCACAUCAUGUUUUUAGGAAAAAAAAGUCAAAUUUUGUAGAGAUACUGUUUAUAUGAAAAUAGUCCUCCUAUUUUCUCUGUUUCUAAGCAUUUUCUUAACGUUUUGUAUUCAUUAGAACAUCGAUGUAUCGUGUAUUAUAUAAUAAUUUUAAAAGUUAUAUUACCUGCCAAAAAGGUAAUUUUAGUGACUACUACCGAAUGGAAAUACAAACAUAGGUAAAGCAAGGACAUGUCCAUUCCCAGAUGGUUUCAUAUAAUUACACAAUGGUGCCAUAAACUCAAUUCUCCUGUUUUAUUAUUCAUUGAUGUAAUUACAGCUUUUAUUUGAUCAAAGGGAUAUAAUAAUCUCCAGAGCUGGUCAGAGCACAGUAUAUAUAUUUAAUAACAUACUUUACCAACAUCACUCAUGUCCCAUUUUUCACUCUGUAUUGUGUACAGUAAAUAAUAGGGUUAUUCAUUAAAGAGUGAUUUGUUGUGACAAAUCAUUUCAAAUUUGAAAUCUAUUUUUAUUCCACUUUGAAUUCCUGAACAUUUAGUUAAAGGGUUAUUACAGGCACCAUUACCUUUUAGUGAUUUUAAGUGGUCAUGGUGUCCCAAGUCUGUCUCAUGCUGUAAACCUUGCUACAACAAAAGUACUGGAGCAUUGUAUACAUUUUCUUAUAUAUUAUAUUUUAGUAUAUGUUCUUUCAAAACUAUAUGUCUUUCUCCUCUGAUGUUUACAUAUGGAGCAUCUUCCACAGCUAAAAAAAAAACCUUGCAAGUCGAAUAAUCUAGGAAUUUUUUUAGUAUGUUUUUUUCAAAAGGCUGGGCACAAGUUGAUGUUUUAAAUUGUCUGCCUUUUAGUAGAGAGCUGUUGGUCGAUCUGGAAUGACUUGACCCAAUACUUCAUCCUUUUUUAGUAUAUGCCAAUGUCUCUUUAGGAUACUUUCUAUUUUUCUGGCUUGGGAAUUGUAUUUAGCUACAAAGGCAUAUGCAAAUUUCUUUACAUCUCUAUUUCUUAAAUUGGUUUUGUUGUCGGUGAGUAAGGUUUUUCUAUCCAAUGAAUUUACAUAUUCUUCAUCCCUUUUCAUUUUUUCUGGAUCAUAACCUUUCUCUAAGUACCGCUCCUUUUUAAUUGAAACUUGUUCGUUAAAUGUUAUUUCAUCUGAACAGUUCCUCCUCAAAUGUGUAAUUUGGCCCCUUAGGUAUGUUUGUGAGCCAGGGUGGAUAGUGUAGACUGUUUCGGUCUAUAGUCAUAUUGCAGUCUGUGCUUUUAAAAAACUUUUUACUUUUUAGUUGAUCCUCUUUUACAUAAAGGGUCAGGUCUAGAAAAUUGAUUUGUGUUUUAAUUAUGACACAUGUAAAAUUCAAGUUAUAUUUAUUGUUAUUUAUAGUUUCAAUAAUAGAAAUGAGGCUUUCUGUAGAUCCUUCCCAUAUGAUCAAAACAUCAUCAAUGUAACAUCGCCAUAGGACAAGACUGCUCCCACAAACCUCGCCCAAAUGUAUAUGUAAAUGUUACAAAUGGGAUACAAACAGACUGACGAAGCUGGUGGGGGCAAAUCUUGUUCCCAUGGCGAUGCCACACAGCUCUAAGAAGAAUGUAGAAUGGAACCAUAAAUAAUUUCUGGUCAAUACAAAAUGUAUACAUUCAACCAGAAACUCAAUCUGGUUAAUAUUUAGUAGACCCCUGUUAACCUAAAUUUCUUUAAUUACCUCUAGUAUCAUUAAUCAUAAUUUUUUCUAGAUUGCUGGAUAUAUUUCAACUUUGAUCAUUGUAAGGUGGCAUAUAUUCCCCUCGGUUAGGUAAUAUUAUCCACUUUUUGCUCACCUCACCUAUGUUUUGUUCUUCUUAACUUGUUUGAUGUUUAGAGGGCACACCAACUAAGUUGGUGGAGUACACUGCAUAUAUAGUGGUUGUAUAUAUAUUUUAUUUAAUUUUUUUAAUUUUUGUGAUUUAUAUUUGUUUUUGUCCACCAUCUUCUAUAUCUGAAAGUUCAUAUACCCUUUGCAAGAAAACCCAGCAAAAAUGUGAGCAUUGUAUUUAAUAAUUAAGACAUGAAAAGUACAAUUAUUUGCUCACAUAAAUUGAAAAUAAAAAGGUAUCAAUGAGACGAGUAUUUUAUACCAAUAUUGUUGUUUGCAGAGAACACCUGGGGAAACCAGGCAUAUGGAACAGGUGUGAAGAACCUAAAGAUAUUGUGCCAUGGAACCUAACUCUAUUCUCCUUGCUCCUGAUAAUGAGUGCAGUCCAGGCUCUGCUCUGUGCAAUUCAGGCCAUCAAUGGACUGAUUGGGAUGUUCUGUGUUGGCUGUAAAUCUGGAUGUUGUGGGGUAAGUUCAUAGUUGGUACAUAUUAUGUCAUCAAUGUAUAUUUCACCCCUUUUCACAUGGUUUAAAGCAUGAAUUGCUCUCAUAUGGGAUUCAGUAUGUAUGGGAUGUAUUGGGGCAUAGGGAGAGAGUGCGUGUGAGAGGGUGAGAUAGGGCUUUAAUUUGUGGGGGCAUUUAAUUUCAUUAUUAUUAUAAUAAAAUAAAUAUAUUGUGUUUUUGUCAUUGAAACAAAAAUAAAAGUUUCAUCCAUCCCUUUCCCUGGUCAUCCAGAGGGGAGAGCCUAUGGUCUGCACCCUCAGCCGGGGCAGAUCUUAGGUAAUGAUUCGUGCAAGCUCCAGACUCAUAGUAUCAGAGUGUUACCAUGGUAAGCCAGAGCUUAAGGGAGCUUUGCACUCAUUUGUACCCAGAAGAAGGUGCAAACCAGAAGAUCUUUAAACCCCCUACAGUGGGUGCAACGGGCCAGUGUGGCCCACUGGCCCUUGAAUACACUGCUCUGCUUAGGCUGGUCGAGGAGUAUUCUGCACAAUCUCCUCAAUCACCAGGGUCCUUAAAGUGGCAACCUUAAUGUAACGUUGGUGCUGAUAGCACACUAAAUAAAGGUAAAGAAAUACUUAGCUUCCAGGAACCUAAUGCUGCACAACUUAGAGAAGCUGACUUCAACAUUAGGAAGACCUCUCCUUAACCAGGAAGAGACUGUGUACAUAUUAGUGACAGCAAGAUGUUGCAACUGGACUGGGCAGUAAUUGUGGCCACAUAAUUAAACAGUUAUCAUGAACAUUAAAGUAAUUUUUUUUUUCCAUUUAUGUAUUAUCAAAUAAUGAAUCUCAUAAUAAAACUAAUUAAUGAUUGUCACGCCAUGCACCGUUAAAAAAAAAAACCUAGCUCUGUGUAUUCAAAUAGUUAAAUUAAGUCCUCAAUCAUGAUUUGUUUAUUGAAAUAUAUUAUUCAUUUUGCAUAUUAAAUAAUAAUCUUUUUUCAUUUCACACACAGGGUGAUGGACCAGUUUAA